AUGUGAGGGGUCCUCCGGCCCACCGGUUCUCCUGUGGUCAGAGCCCGUACUCGGACUGCUGCAGCUGGGAGAGGAGGUUCUGCAUCCUGACCGACAGCCAGCUCAUCCUGCUCAACAAGAACCACGAGAGGUGUCCUCGGAGCGCUCUCCAAGAAGGCGGAGCCUGUCAGGUGUGAGCAGUUCAGAGAAGAGCUCAGUGAUCGAUAACUCCAACUCGUCUCCGUUCAAGGUGCCGGGCUUCUUCAGCAAACGCCUCAAAGGUUCCAUCAAGAGGACCAGGAGUCAGACCAAACUGGACCGGAACACCAGCUUCAGACUGCCGUCGCUGCGACCCGCCGACGCCGACAGGUAACGUACUCAGGAGGCAGUAAGUGUUUCAGCUGCACCUCAGCCUCAGAGAGAGACAAGUGGAUGGAGAACCUGAGGAGAACCAUUCAGCCCAACAAGGACAACUGCCGGCGGUCCGAGAACCUGCUGCGUCUCUGGAUCAUCGAGGCCAAAGACCUGCCCCCCAAGAAGAAGUACUUCUGCGAGCUGUGCCUGGACGACGUGCUGUACGCCCGGACCACCAGCAAGACCCGUCAGGACAGCCUGUUCUGGGGCGAGUGCUUCGACUUCAGCGGGCUGCCGGCCGUGCGCAGCCUCACCGUGCACGUGUACCGCCACGUGGACAAGAAGAAGAAGAAGGACAAGAACAACUACGUGGGCCUGGUCAACAUCCCCGUGUCGGGCGUGACGGGCCGGCAGUUCGUGGAGAAGUGGUACCCGGUCAGCACGCCCACCUCCGCCAAGUCCAAAGGAGGCGGGCCCUCCAUCCGGAUCAAGUCCCGCUUCCAGACCACCUCCAUCCUGCCCAUGGAGCAGUACAAGGAGUUCGCUGAGUUUGUCACCAACAACUACAGCAUGCUGUGCUCCGUGCUGGAGCCCGUCAUCAGCGUCAAGAACAAGGAGGAGAUGGCCUGCGCGCUGGUGCACAUCCUGCAGAGCACGGGCCGGGCCAAGGGUGAAAAUUCCUUCCUGCAGGCCACCGUAGCCAAGCUGGGCCCGCUGCCGAGGAUUCUGGGAGAUAUCUCUCGCUGUCUGGCCACGCCCACACCUGUCCAUCAGCAGCUGCGCCGUUUCCAGGACAACAGCUCCGCCCACAACAUGAGUGGCAGUGUGUCGUCAGGGCUGCAGAGGAUCUUUGAGGACCCCGCCGACAGUCGCAGUGAGGUCCGCAGCCUUCAGUCUCUGGGCAGUGACAGGAUGGAGGGCUACGUUCGGAUCCAGCGCCCCCUGCUGGCUCAGCAGCAUGGCUCCGCCCACAGGAGCUUCUCGGAUCAGGAGGAGCCAGAGGUUCUGCUGGCCAACGGGCGCAGCGUGUCUCUGGUGGACCUGCAGGACUCUCAGAGCCUCCACGGCUCCGCGGGGCCCCACGAGGCUCCGCCCCGCCUCAGCAGGGUGGGCUCCCAGACCUCCAUCGGUCAUGCCCCGCCCCCUGUAACUUACCCCCAUUCCAACCUGGUCACGCCGCAGCCGGCGCCGCACCAGGCCAAAGCCCCGCCCAGAGACGGGCAGCCGCAGAGCGCGCCGCAGAGCGCGCCGCAGACACGGCGUCCGCUCCACGCCUCGCUCAGCCAGCAGCGCAGCCUGCAGCCUCUGUCCUUCCAGAACCCCGUCUACCAGCUGAGUAACCCCGCCCACAGCCUGGCCACACGCUCCGCCCACUCGCCGCAGCGGGACUCCAGCUCCGAGAACCUGAGCACGGAGAGCUCGCAUGACAGCCACAGCCACUCUGACGAGCUGUGCAGCCGGGGCGGGGUCAGAGGUCACGCUGCGUCCAACAGCAGCCUGGACGAGGCGGGCAGCAGGCGCAGCACGCAGAGCGAGGACUGCUCCACGCCCAGACGCCACCUGCCCGCAGACUUCCCGCUGGGCGCGGCCACGGCCACGGCCGUCCCCCGUCAGAGCACGACGGCAGGCACCGCCCACAUCAUCAAGGUGGAGCAGCAGAGCAGGGCAGGGGGCGGGGCCAGGGCGCCGCGCUCGCAGCCACAGAGCGCUUCGCUUCGCAGCAGCAGCAGCGCCAACACCGAGCCCCCGCCCACAAAACGCCAGCCGUCAGUGGAGAACGUAGCUCCGCCCCCCAGGAGCAUCAGUAAGCAGUCGACGCAGGUGGCGGCGCCCGUGGAGGCGGUGGCCAUGUCUCCGGUGGAGCGCACGGCGGCGUGGGUCCUCAACAACGGGCAGUACGACGAGGAAGAGGAGGGAGGAGAGCGGAGCCGUGACGAAGGCAGGAACACUGAGAAGUACGAGCUGGAGAUCACCCGGCUGAAGGACCGCCUGCGGCUGUCCGGGCGCCGCCUGGAGGAGUACGAGCGGCGGCUGCUGGCUCAGGAGCAGCAGAUGCAGAAACUGCUGCUGGACUACAAGAACCGCCUGGAGGACAGUGAGGAGAGACUGAGGAGGCAGCAGGAGGAGAAGGAUGGUCAGAUGAAGAGCAUCAUCUGCAGGUUGAUGGCGGUGGAGGAGGAGCUAAAGCGGGACCACGCUGAGAUGCAGGCGGUGAUCGAAGCCAAGCAGAAGAUCAUCGACGCUCAGGUCAGUAACGGAUGUGAAAUAAACCCAUCAGGCAAGUACCUGUAGCCCCGCCCCCUCCUCCACCACGCUCUGCUUGAUUGAGUUCAUUAAUUUUUAAUCAAAACACCGUUAACAAAAUGCCAACACCUCUGCAGCCGGCCAAUCAGAGGGCAGUCAGUCAGGUUUUACUGCUGCCGCCCCCUGCUGGUCAGACCCUGCAGCUGCUUCAGCAGAAUUAUUACAAACUUUUUAUUUUAAUGUUUUUAAGGUGUUUUAUUUUGAAGGGCUUCAGUCUGAAACAGGUUAGACACAGUCAGGUUUUAUUUUUCUGUUUAAAAAAAUAAAAUAAAAUGUUUUCAGGAUGUUUUAUUUUGAAGGGCUUCAGUCUGAAACAGGUUAAACAUAGUCAGGUUUUAUUUUUCUGUUUAAAAAAUAAAAUGUUUUCAGGAUGUUUUAUUUUGAAGGGCUUC
Austrofundulus limnaeus is the source of this 3029-nucleotide messenger RNA. It is a transcript of the gene rasal2, whose product is annotated as RAS protein activator like 2. Gene Ontology annotation, biological process: regulation of GTPase activity. The record is from RefSeq and is a predicted model, not a curated record. Lineage: Eukaryota; Metazoa; Chordata; Actinopteri; Cyprinodontiformes; Rivulidae.